UAUUCCCCUUGUUAUACGAUCUAUUUGGUCUUAAACCAGUUGGAUUCAGAAGACGAAGGCGAGCAAAUUAUUCCUUCAAUAUAGAUUUGCAAUUGUACAUACAUUCACUUCUCUUGUCGUGCUUUGUCUGUAUAUCGUGAUGGUGAUCUUUCAUCGUUGUUUUCCCUCCGUUGUUGGCAUCCGCACAAAGUGCUCCGUUGCUGCAUCAGAUGGUAGGAUUCACGAAAACCCUUCCCUCAAGCUUCAUUCUACCACUCUUCCUCCGAGCUUCUUGAUAUCCAAGUCACACCAGCCCGAGACUCCAACUUUGUUGUUUCCUCCGGCCAAUCAGAGUGUGGCAGCUGUUGUGUUCGGGGAUGGGCACGAGUCACAACUUUACCCGCUGACAAAGAGAAGAUCAGAAGGGGCGAUACCUAUUGCAGCAAAUUACAGGCUCAUUGAUUCAGUUGUGAGCAACUGCAUUAGCAGCAACAUAAGCCACAUAUAUGCUCUCACACAGGUUAACUCUACUUCUCUCAAUUCCCACCUUUCCAGAGCUUACUCUGGAGUUGGUCUUGGGAAUGAGGGCUUUGUUCAGGUCAUUGCCGCGUAUCAGAGCCCCGGCAAUAACAGAUGGUUUCAGGGAACUGCUGAUGCUGUGAGAAGAUGUCUGUGGGUGCUGGAAAAGUAUCCCGUGACUGAGUUUUUGGUCCUUCCCGGUCACCAUCUCUACACAAUGGACUACCAGAAACUCAUCAUGUCCCACCGAGACAAUGGCGCUGACAUUACCAUUGCUACAUCUGUUGCCACGAGACUUCAUGAUCCGGGAUUUGGCUUUCUAAAUGUGAAUUCUGAAAAUCAAGUUACAGAUUUCAGACUGAAUUUGGAGGGAAAGUCAGUUAAUGUUGCUUCGGCCAAAAGCUCAAGAAAAUCCAACGGUACGGCUCAAAGUAGUACGGCAAGUAUGGGAAUUUAUCUCAUCAACAGAUGUGUAAUGAAAAGGCUUCUGGAAGAACAUUUUCCAAAGGGAAAUGACUUCACAAGUGAAGUAAUUCCGGGUGCCAUAUCUUUCGGAAUGAAGGUUCAAGCUUAUGCAUUUGACGGAUAUUGGGAGGACAUGAAGAAUAUUAAAGCAUUCUACGAAGCAAAUAUGCAAAGCACAAAGGAUGCAGACGUAGGAUAUAACUUCUACGACAGAGAAAGUCCGGUCUACACAUUACCUCGGCGUCUGCCUCCAACUCAAAUAACAGGCGCUGUAAUUACAAACAGUGUAAUUGGAGAUGGUUGCAUCCUCAAUGGAUGCAGGAUCAAAGGCGCAGUAAUUGGUAUGAGGACGAGAAUCGGAAAUGGGGCUAUAGUCGAGGAUUCAGUCAUCAUGGGUUCAACCACGUAUCAAACAGAAGAUGGAGGGAAGAGGAAAGGCAUGGCGGGUACGAUCCCCGUGAUGGGAAUUGGCGAAGAUACUCAAGUAAGGAAGGCUAUUAUCGACAAGAAUGCAAGAAUUGGCAACAAUGUUAUGAUCAUCAAUAAAGAUAAUGUGAAAGAAGCGGACAGAGAAAGUGAUGGAUAUGUUAUUCGUGACGGAAUACUAGUCCUCCUUCCUAGUGCAGUAAUUCCGGAUGGCACCAUUCUCUGAUCAUUCAUUCAUUUCAUUUGCAUUUUGAUUGUUUUAGUUUUACAACCCCAGUCAGUCUCCAGCUAAUCAGAUGAAAUAAAAAGGAUAAAAAGGGAAGUUGGAAUAUCUUUGCUGAGCCUUCCCUUCCCUUCAAUUGAAUUUAUUUUUAGAAAACUAAUGAAAAUUGUUU
This is a messenger RNA of Pyrus x bretschneideri (Chinese white pear), 1784 nucleotides long. Its product is annotated as inactive glucose-1-phosphate adenylyltransferase small subunit 2, chloroplastic. Lineage: Eukaryota; Viridiplantae; Streptophyta; Magnoliopsida; Rosales; Rosaceae. Gene Ontology annotation, biological process: glycogen biosynthetic process. The record is from RefSeq and is a predicted model, not a curated record. The transcript is spliced from 9 exons. Gene Ontology annotation, molecular function: glucose-1-phosphate adenylyltransferase activity. The coding region runs from base 140 to 1615 and encodes 491 amino acids.